AUGUGUGAGACUUCGGCCAUCAAUCGGCGCAACCGUAAGGGCUGUCUGUCGGAAGAGUUCUACCGGUGGUCUGACGAGCCGUUUGAAGAGAUGGACUCCACAAUAGCUGUCCAGCAGUUCAUCCAACAGACCAUUCGUAGGGAUCCGUCAAAUAUAGAUGAGAUCCUAUCGGCUCCGGAGGGCCAGGAAGAGGGCGGCUGGAAGUACGAGCACUUGAGACAGUUUUGUCUCGAACUCAACCGAUUGGCCGUCAAAUUGCAGACCGAAUGCUCGGCUCAGACGUGCACUCAGAUGACGGCCACCGAGCAGUGGAUCUUCUUAUGCGCCGCCCAUAAGACGCCCAAAGAGUGUCCGGCGAUUGACUACACGCGCCAUACGCUGGACGGCGCCGCCUGUCUUCUCAACUCGAAUAAGUACUUCCCGAGUCGGGUGACCAUCAAGGAGUCAUCGGUGGCCAAACUCGGUUCGGUGUGCCGUCGCGUGUAUCGCAUCUUCAGUCACGCCUUCUUCCAUCACAAGACACUCUUCGAUGAGUUCGAGAAUCAGAUGUUUCUCUGCAAACGUUUCACCGCUUUUGUCAUUAAAUACAAUCUCAUGUCCAAAGACAACCUCAUUGUUCCCAUCGUUGGUCUCGACACCACUGCCGCCACCGGCGAGACCGAGGCCUGA
Medioppia subpectinata is the source of this 669-nucleotide messenger RNA. NCBI's taxonomy places the organism in Eukaryota, Metazoa, Arthropoda, Arachnida, Sarcoptiformes, Oppiidae. The record is from the annotation of a GenBank genome assembly.